GCAAAGAGAAACCUUUAAGAAGAUUACAUUUUGGAAAGAGACUUUGAAGGAAGAGUUCUCACUAUCGGCGAAAUGGUUCUGCAUUUAAGACGGAGUAACCUGUGAUGACAGCUCAUUAAAUCACCAACUUAAACUUAAAUUGUAUUUGUGGCGUGCUUUUUCCUUGGGUCAUACCCGGCGUGAAUCGCACGCCGGUCUGAACUCACUUUCGGAUUUUGGAGAUGUUCCUGCCCGUUCUCAGUCAUUUUUCGGCGCUGGCCACCGCAAUCACAUCUAUACUAUCCGCCUUGCUGUUACUCGCUGUAUCUCGACAACUAUGGACGUUCCGGUGGACAAUCACGCGGGAUAAGCAAUGCAAACUCCCCCUUCCAAAAGGUUCAAUGGGAUGGCCACUCGUAGGGGAAACUUUCCACUGGCUGUUUCAGGGGUCCAGCUUUCACAUCUCCAGAAGGGAGAAGUACGGGAAUGUGUUUAAAACCCACCUCUUAGGGAAACCUGUCAUCCGCGUGACAGGCGCCGAAAACAUCCGCAAAAUACUGCUCGGAGAGCACAACUUGGUGUGCACACAGUGGCCUCAAAGUACCCGGAUAAUCCUGGGACCCAACACGCUGGUGAACUCUGUUGGAGACCUCCAUAAGCAGAAGAGAAAAAUCCUGGGUAAAGUGUUCAGCCGUGGAGCUUUGGAGACAUAUAUUCCACGCUUGCAAGAUGUCGUCAAGUCUGAAAUUGACAAGUGGUGCUCGGAGCCCGGUUCGGUGAACGUGUAUGCUGCGGCCAAAUCCCUCACAUUUCGUAUCGCUGUCCGGGUCUUGUUAGGAAUAACCAUGGAGGAGGCACGGAUCAACUACCUCUCCAAAAUAUUUGAGCAGCUAAUGAACAACCUGUUUUCACUUCCAUUCGAUUUGCCUUUGAGUGGUCUUCGUAAAGGUAUCAAAGCGCGGGAGGCGCUUCAUGCAAGUAUGGAGGAAAUUAUCGAAGAGAAAAUGCAAAAACAACAAUCUGAGGAGUACAGUGACGCGUUUGAUCACAUUCUGAGUAGCGCCAAGGAAAAUGGAUACGAUUUAAGUAUGCAGGAACUAAAGGAGUCUGCAGUUGAGUUGAUUUUUGCUGCCCACUCAACCACAGCCAGCGCCUCCACGUCGCUUAUCCUGCAGCUGCUCAAACACCCAUCCGUGGUUGAGAAAGCCAGGGCAGAGCUGGAAGCAAACGGCCUUUCCUGCAGCGCACUCUGUGAAAACUGCCCAGCCGAGAAUCAAGACGGAGAGGACAUUCCAAUAAAGAAUGAACAGACAGAAAGAGACGCAAACAAAAACGUUUGCACUGGAACAGGGACGACCUCUUCAACGAACAGGACAGGGACCAGUGACUUCGUGUCGGACAGCGGAGGAAAACUAACACAUCCCUGUGCCCAUCUGCCUCAUUUGAGUAUGGAGAAACUAAACCGACUGCGGUACUUGGAUUGUGUGGUUAAAGAAGUCCUCCGGUUUCUACCCCCUGUAUCUGGGGGAUACAGGACUGCACUGCAGACCUUUGAAUUAGACGGUUAUCAGAUUCCAAAAGGAUGGAGCGUCAUGUACAGCAUCCGGGAUACCCACGAGACGGCCGCUGCUUAUCAGAGCCCAGAGCUGUUUGAUCCCGAUCGCUUUGGAUUUGAAAGGGAUGAAAGUAAAACCGGACGCUUCAACUACGUCCCGUUUGGCGGCGGAAUCAGGAGCUGCGUCGGGAGGGAUCUGGCUCAAAUCAUUCUGAAAACUCUGGCUGUCGAGUUGCUCGCAACCACCGAAUAUAAGCUCGCCACAAAAACAUUUCCGAAUAUGCUAACUGUUCCAGUUGUGCAUCCCGUCGGUGGACUACAUGUUAAUUUUAAUUACCUGCACUGUUCCAAAAAAAUAUGAAAAAGGUCUGUCAAUUUGCCAUUGUGUAAUUUAUUAAACAAGGUCAGUGAAUAUCCGUACGUAAACAUAAUGGGCCGGUUUCACAGACACAGAUUUAAACUUGAAACUGGUCAUAUGUGUAUCACUUCACUUAACUUAAAAAAUAGGUCUGCCAUGGUGAACUUGAGGGCGUAUACCUGAUCAUCUACAUCGCACCAUCAUAAACUACUCUCUAAAUGUGAUUAUAAACACAAAAUGUUAUACGUUGAAGAUAAAAUUUUAAAAAAAACAUCCUGUUGCCAAAAUCAGUUGAUCUUGGCAAAAAAUAGUACCCAGCUAUUUGCUAAGCCACCUUUAAAAACAACAUUUGUUCUUAAAUAUGACCAGUACAUACUGACCAGCAGGUUGCAACUUAUCUCCCUUUUGGUGUGUCUACUAAGUAUGGUUUAGCCAUUCCAUAAUUUGAUGUGAUAUUUUAAUAAUUUAUAUAGUUAUAGUUUGUUCCCCAGAUAGACUUGAUGUGCGACAACAGUAUAUCUCUAUCCUUUCCUUACAGUUUUGUUGUGUAGACUAUGUUUAUGUAUAAAAUGUGCAGAGAAUGAAGUAGCAUACCACAUAAGCUCUAUUUAUACAAAAUGGCCAAGUACACAAGUUAUUUGGACUGAAUUUUUGUGUUUUCUGUAGAAUAUUCAAUCCAAAAAUUAGUAGCUAGCUUGCUUGUGAAAGUAUCCAGAUCAAAUUAAACUAACCACAUUAUCCAUGUGUAUGAAAAAUCACAGGCAUUUCCUGGGUGUAUACAGAGUCAGCACACCGUGUAAGUUAGCCAAUGAGAAUAAUAUAGUUGGCCAUCAUGUCAAUGUACAGCCUGGGUUUAGCUAUGAUAGACAAAAUGUGAAGGCACGUGGUCUGAGCUCUUGUCAAUCACCGGGUGGGUGAUGACAGUGGAAUACGGAAGGAAAGUAAGCCUUAUAGCACUUUUUUCUCCAAUGUGGAGCUUAGAAACAGUACAAUGUUGAGUGUUAUUUCAACUCUAACAGAGUGCGUGAGUCCAAUAGGGGCCAUGUGUGAAUAUUUUUUACUGUAUAUAAUGUCAUGUUCUGAUUUUAGCAUUAUUGGCAGGUUAGGGGUAAAUGUGAUUUCUGUGUAGUUAUGCGUCUGUUUGCCCUAUUAUCACAUGUAUAUCUUUAAAUGUGCAGGUUGCUGUAUUAUGAUAUGUUGAUCUUAGCUAUUGUGAGUGACUGUUAAUGAAAAUAGAUAUUGUUGAAGUAUUUAUAGACAGUAUAAAAUUAUUUUGGCCUCUACAUAAAUGUAUACAUAAAGUACAUAUAUGUACGUCUUAAACCCCCACGCAGGGUGUUUGUAAAGCUGAGGUUUCCUUGUCCAAUUUCUGUUCUCUGAUUAACAAAAUCCCACUCUGUGGUCAAUGCAUUUUUUAUUCAUUACUCUUGCUUUUAUUUAGACUGAAUGUAAAAUGUAAAAUUACUAGAAAGUAAUUAAUUUAUAUGCCUAGAUCACUGUCUUUUAAUGUAUAUUGAGCGAUACAAUUUUGUUCCUUCACAAAAUACAUUUUAAAUAACAACACAUGCAAUAUCAUGUAAAGUGCUUAUAUAAAUCCUGCAACAUAUCAGCCUGAAUAUAACUAGUAUCAUAACCAUCUGUACACUGGCUGUUCGGUUAAUAUCCAUCUACUUGUUUCAAGUAGGCUAUUGACAUUGCCUUGAUUGAGGUGGCUGAAUGGCGAUACAAACAAUGUCAGAAAAGUGUUUCAAUUUAUUGAAACUCCUAGAAACAUUUUGCUGUUAAAAAAUAAAUAAAUAAAUUUUAAAAAAAGAAUAAGGAAAAGAAAAAACCUGUAAAAGACCACACCUUCAGAGAUGGUUGCAGUACCGUGACAGGGUGACCUUUUAGUGAACUAGCAAACGAUCACCCUCUGACCUUCUCUCGAGGUGACGGCAUUGUUAACGAUGCGUAUAUGUCAUCAGUGGUGACGACGAAAGAAAUACUAGGCGAUCAUUAUCUAACAAAGAAGACACGGUGCGUACAAUCUUCCAAAUGACAGUAUGCAGUCGAAACAUGCGCAAGGGAGUGAUUUCAAAACAAUAUACGAAAGGCAUGUAGCCUAUCUCGUUCAUAUUUGCAGCGGGGAACACACCCACCACCUGUUUUUUAUCCACCUCAAUGCAUUCAUGAUAUUUGUAAUGCUGAUGACUCUAAAAUUUGAAAAAUGCCAAUUUAGAGGGGAAAAAAAUAAAUGUUAAACGUUUCAUUAUUGACGUUUGACCCAAUUGCAAGGUAACAGCAUCCUAAAAUGUUAUCUGUUAAACAACUCUUGUAGAAUGCAUACGGUCCCUACUGGACUCAUAUGUACUCUGUUAUGAGUUGAAUUAACACCGGACAUUUUACUGUGUUAAAUGGUUUUAAUUAGCCCCUAUAUUUCAUCUGUAUAGCUGACAGUCGGAGAAUAGAUCGCUGUGUAGAUAAUAAAGCUUGCCUUCUGUAA
Molecule: messenger RNA, 4374 nt
Organism: Conger conger (European conger)
Lineage: Eukaryota; Metazoa; Chordata; Actinopteri; Anguilliformes; Congridae
Product: cytochrome P450 26B1-like
Exons: 7
Coding region: 222-1895 (557 amino acids)
Biological process (GO): sterol metabolic process
Molecular function (GO): oxidoreductase activity, acting on paired donors, with incorporation or reduction of molecular oxygen; heme binding; monooxygenase activity
Source: RefSeq, a predicted model, not a curated record